CUGAUGGAGAGAAGAUGCCCACUGCCAUCAUCCCCGUGUAGUGCAGGAGAGCUACAAACCGGUCCUAUUUACCGCAGACACCACAGACUCUGUUGUCUCUCAGCUCAGCUGCAUGUUGUAGUCUGACACAAGAAGCCCGAUGUCUGUGGCAAAUGCGAAACACACUGUCCUGAAUCCGGUGAUCCCAUACACAGGGCCCAUACCUGGAGGCCUGCACCCAGGGGAGAUCAUCAUCAUCCAGGGCACUGUGCCCCCAGAUGCUGACAGGUUUCAGAUCGACCUGUCGAACGGCUGCAGCACCAAGCCGCGCUCUGACGUCGCCCUCCACUUCAGCCCUCGCUUCAAAGGCUCGCCCUGUGUGGUGUGUAACACCCUGCUGCAUGAGAGCUGGGGCAAAGAGGAAACGCUCCAUCAGCUGCCCUACAAACGCGGAGCUCCCUUCGAGACCAUCAUCCUGGUGCACGAAGACGUCUUCAAGGUGGCAGUAAAUGGCACCCACCUGCUGGAAUACAAGCACAAAAUCCCACUGAACAGGGUCGACACGUUUUCUAUUUCUGGGAAAGUCAGGGUGCACGCUAUUGGCUACAUCCCAAACUCAGCAAUAUAUUCAGAAUCAGGUGACUUGAGCCUCCCUUACAAAGGCAGUAUACUCAAAGGACUGAGCCCCGGACAGCACAUCACAAUCAAAGGACAGGUCAACAUGUAUCCCCACAGCUUUACAGUGAACCUCCGCAACAGCAGGACAGAGAACAUCGCUCUCCAUCUGAACCCUCGCAUGAAGUCCGGUUUGUUCAUCAGGAACUCGUACCUGAGUGAAUCCUGGGGUCAGGAGGAGCGGGAGCUGCCCUUCUUUCCCUUCUCGUCAGGGGAGUACUUUGAGAUUCUCAUCCUGUGUCAGCCUCAUCAGUUCAAGCUGGCAGUGAAUGGCUCACAUCUGUUUGAGUUCAGACAUCGGGUGCAAGACCUGAGCAGCAUUGACCAGUUGGAGAUUAUGGGGGACCUGGAGCUCAAUGACGUGAAACUGUGGUGACCUGGGACUGUCAACUUACACGGAAACCAGCGUUACAGACACUGUUGUGUUCUGGUUAUCGAUGCUAAAUUAGCUUACCCACGCUGACCCAGACAAUGGAUGCUGAAAACGGCAAACUGCGCUGAGGUCAGGUCUGGUUAGUCUUGCAGCAACCACAGGUCACUGAUUUUAAGCUAGUUUAGCAUUUUUGGUGACUAAGGACCAUGGACAGGCCCUGCCAUGGAGUAUUAAUGGUCCAUGUUUCCAGCUCUGGUUAGACAAGUGAUGCAUGAGUGUAGGCUGUGCUGGAGCAUCAGGCUGUGAGCCACCAUGACUGUUUACAGCUACAAGUUAGGUUUGCCUUGGUUCAUUUCUUCUACUGUCUCUAGUGCAUCUCUGCUGUGAUGCGCCCUUAGUGCACUGUAUAAAUAAAACAGGAAAUAUGUGUAAAUCUUAAAAAGCACUUGGCUUUGUUUGAACGCCAAGACAGUCAGCAAAUACAAACAGUGGCUCAAACUGAAGGGCUCCAGUAUUUUGGAGCAAGGCCCAAUAACGACUAAUUUAUUGUACAGCUAAUUUAAAAAGCUUUGAAACAUUUCUCAUCAUUACUAAAUAAUUAGUACUAUUUUUUAAUUAAAACAUUUAAUGUGGGUUCAAAAUUAUUUUCAUUUGCAAUUUUUUUUAAAAUUAUUUUUCACUUUUUAAUUUAAUUUAAUUUAAUAGGAUAUGCCUACUUUUUAGUUUAUAAAUUCAGUCUGCUAUAAGGUCGUAAUCCUCAAGAUUCUUUAACACAUGACAGCGUCCCAUGCACUUGACAUUUCCAUUAACUUAACAUGUAAUGGUGCAGCAGAACUCAAGCACAGUGCAGUACAGGGUCUGUUUAAAAUAUUAACUAUUUCAAUAACCUAACGAAUGACAUUUUGCAAUCUUUAUGCAAGCUGUAGAAUAUAGUAGAAUCCUGCAUCUGUGACCAUCUCUUGUCUCAAUGCUCUCCCACUCAGUGCUGCAAGAAAAAAAAAUCUGGAAUAUUUCUUUUCCAAUGUCAAUGUUUUUUUUUUGCAUUGUCUGUUGUAAUUGUUGUAAAAUACGUAUGAAAAAUCCUCCCUAUGUAUCAUAAAUGAUUUAAUAACAAAUAAAUGUGUUACUAUUAUCAUUGUGCAUCAACUGCAUUAGUAUAUUUUUGGCCACUAGAGGGCAGCGUAACAGGUUGUAAAUAAAACAGUGAGAUAGCCUCACAUUAACAUUUAUAGGCUUAAUGUGUUGGUAAGAAGUGGCUAGUUUACAUAUCCAGCAGACGACAAGCAAUCUUAGCAUUCAUUUGGUGUCAUGUCAGUGUCUUUCUGAUGAAUGUGAGUCUAAUAUUCACUGUCCUAUCUAUUUUGCCCUCCAGCGACUCCAGAGACAAAACUAUUGGGUC
Molecule: messenger RNA, 2426 nt
Organism: Epinephelus lanceolatus (giant grouper)
Lineage: Eukaryota; Metazoa; Chordata; Actinopteri; Perciformes; Serranidae
Gene: lgals8b
Product: galectin 8b
Cellular component (GO): cytoplasm
Molecular function (GO): carbohydrate binding
Source: RefSeq, a predicted model, not a curated record